GUUUUGACAUUGACAUCUAUCCAGGUAAAGCCUGGGCAGCUACUUAUGUACCGUGCAUUGAUUUUUGAAAAGAAAUUGACUUGCUCAUGGAUCUGGCUAAACAUGCUAUUCAGGACUACAACAAUACAGUAAAUGAUGAUUACAAGUACAAGGUCAUGUGGAUUGAAAAAGUGAACUAUUUUGUGGGUGAAGGUCGUGAAUUCCUUAUGACUGUUAAAGUUGAAAAUCUCACUCUGCGUACACCUAUAGAAACUUUUCAAAUCCAUGCAUAUAGGGGACGAAAUGAGGAGAAUGUUGCCCGUCUUUGCCGGAAAAAAUUCUUUAAGUUAAGUUUGAAUCGAGAAGAAGAUUCACCGGAGGCAAGAGAAGAGGCAGUUGAACUAUUGCUUUCUAAGUCUAGUACUAGUUAAGAACACUAUCAUAUGUAACUAAAGCGGUUAAUGUUGAUUGGCGUCUUUAUUAGCUGUAGAAGUAUUUGCAUAAAUAUAUUCAAUGGUCAAGCUCUCUUGGGAUGUCGGUAUUAGUAGUAGUCUAACUUUUAUGUAUCAGGUAAACUCUUUCUAUGUAUGUAUAAUUUGGUAUGUUAAAGUGGGAUCUGUUUCACUUGAAUGGUUAUAAUAUCUA
Molecule: messenger RNA, 624 nt
Organism: Lycium ferocissimum
Lineage: Eukaryota; Viridiplantae; Streptophyta; Magnoliopsida; Solanales; Solanaceae
Exons: 3
Coding region: 87-410 (107 amino acids)
Source: RefSeq, a predicted model, not a curated record